UUUCAGAUAAUUAUGUCGGGAGCCUCGAAAAAAGUAUCAGAGGAAGAGUUGCAGAAGCAAUACGCAGACUAUCGAGCUCAAUUCGAGCAGUGGAAGGAGAAUAAUAAGGGUUCCAUUGGCACGGAGGCUUAUAAUUCGUAUGUACAGCAAUUCGAGCAGUGGGAGAAAGAAGUGGAGGCGAGAACGUCACAGCAACAAAAGCACCGAAAAGCGGCGGCAGUUGACAAGGAGGCAGAAGCGGCGGCGGCCGCCUACGCACAAUCACAAGAAGCCUACAUGGCACAUCAUUUGAGAGGAAUGGAGCAGACGGAAAUGCAGAAAAGAGCCGCUGCUGCAGCUCAGCUCCAGCAGCAACAAAUGAUGCAGAAUAUGAUGAUGCAGAGACCGCCACCAGAACACCAGCAACCACCGCCACAAGACGUGAUGUUCGGAGCCGUAGGACGUGUAGCUCAGGGAGCUCCAGCCGCCGCACCACCGCCCACGCAACAACCACCACCACAACUAUGGGGAAACAAUAAGCCGAUCUACGAUGCGCGGGACCCACUUUUUGCGAAAUGGGGUGAACGAGCGGCGUCGGCACACUGCAAACCGGAGACCGAGCAGCAAAUUAACCCGGUCGCCUGUUGGCUCCUUCUAGAUGCUCUCCGCGAGAAGAAAAUGGUCCUGGCUCCGCACUCGAACACGUGUCCUCCUCCACAAAUCGGUGGACAUCAAAUUUGAUAAAUUUUGUACAAUUAAAUAAAAAUAUUUUUUUUUCACUUUUAAUGAAUUUUCAACAAAUUCCA
Messenger RNA from Caenorhabditis elegans, 785 nucleotides. It is a transcript of the gene sut-1, whose product is annotated as SUppressor of Tau pathology. The record is from RefSeq and is marked reviewed. Bases 13 to 720 code for a protein of 235 amino acids. NCBI's taxonomy places the organism in Eukaryota, Metazoa, Nematoda, Chromadorea, Rhabditida, Rhabditidae. The transcript is spliced from 6 exons.